This is a messenger RNA of Pyrus x bretschneideri (Chinese white pear), 938 nucleotides long. Its product is annotated as protein TIFY 10B-like. The transcript has 2 exons. The record is from RefSeq and is a predicted model, not a curated record. The coding region runs from base 120 to 761 and encodes 213 amino acids. Gene Ontology annotation, biological process: regulation of defense response; regulation of jasmonic acid mediated signaling pathway; response to wounding. Gene Ontology annotation, cellular component: nucleus. Lineage: Eukaryota; Viridiplantae; Streptophyta; Magnoliopsida; Rosales; Rosaceae.
AUUCCUCUCCUCCUCCCACCCCUCUAAUCCCACCAUUAAGCAACGAUCACCAAGGUGUUUCAUCAAAUCUCGCUCUCAAUUUUUUUCAUCGAAAAUUUCCGUCGCCAAAGAUAUCAGAUAUGGCAGCUGAAAAGUUGAAUUUUUCACAGACAUGCAACCUGCUGAGCCAAUUCUUGAGGGAGAAGAGAACCCUGCAAGUCGUCCCUCCCACAACAAUGAACUUGCUGACGACCAUGGAGGCUGCUGCUUCGAACCCAGCCCAUCAGGUGGCUCAGACUCCAUCAUCGAAACCCAGUAUCGAUUUGUUUCAGCACUUCACCAAAGGCCCAGAAGCGGUUUUGGGAAAUCAGCAGCCUGGAUCUGUUGCCUCGAUGACUGUUUUUUACGGUGGGCAGGUGCUGGUUUUCAAUGAUCUGCAGGCUGAGAAGGCAAAAGAGAUUAUGGAUUUGGCUAUAAUUGGAAGCUCCAAGAGUUCUGGUCGGUUUGUGGAGAAAUUGGCUUCUGGGAAUCAGUCAAAUGUUGUCGCUAAAAAUAAUUACCAGGAAAUUCAGAAGGUGCAACCCCAAGCAGCCGCGUCAGAUUUGCCUAUUGCCAGAAGAGCUUCGCUUCAUAAGUUCUUGGCUAAGAGAAAAGAAAGGGUGGCAGCAAUAGCACCAUAUCAACUGAAAAGCCAGAAAGCAUCUUCUCCUGCCAAAAGUGACGAGCAAACGAGUUCGAGGGCAGAAGACCAAAGUACAAAGCAGCUUGAGCUCAGGCUAUAGAGAUAUAAUUGUCUCGCAGUUUUUAUUAGAUUUAGAGUUUACUAUGAUAUAUAGGGGUUAAUUUCUGGGGGCUUAUGAUUUCCUGUGUGUUCUUAUAAGCAAAACUUAUUCUUCCAUCUUAAAUUUUGUAAUUAUUAUUUCUAUCAAUGAGAUUUGGAUCCAUAAUCCAUUUCUGCA